Molecule: messenger RNA, 1952 nt
Organism: Megalobrama amblycephala (Wuchang bream)
Lineage: Eukaryota; Metazoa; Chordata; Actinopteri; Cypriniformes; Xenocyprididae
Gene: chrna1
Product: cholinergic receptor, nicotinic, alpha 1 (muscle)
Exons: 9
Coding region: 202-1572 (456 amino acids)
Biological process (GO): chemical synaptic transmission; monoatomic ion transmembrane transport; nervous system process
Cellular component (GO): neuron projection; synapse; postsynaptic membrane
Molecular function (GO): acetylcholine-gated monoatomic cation-selective channel activity; transmembrane signaling receptor activity
Source: RefSeq, a predicted model, not a curated record
UUAAACCAAGCACGCACGUGCAGCAAUGUUUGUCUCGCGCUGACUCUAACAGCUGCCAGCUCGUGCCACAUGCGUGUUUAAUAGUGCAACUCACUCACACACACUGUUCCAGCUCGUCAGGACGCACAGACAACUGUAGCUGUGCUCUUAUAGAUCAUUUGAUCGCUCAGACUACACGGACUUCUCACACAUAACAAGGAGAUGAAUAACUUUAUACUGAUUUUGCAGUUUUUGCCUUUUCUGUUUGGACCAGCACUGUGCUCAGAAGACGAGGCAAGAUUAGUAAAGACUCUGUUUACCGGAUAUAACAAAGUUGUUCGUCCUGUCAGCCAUUUUAAAGAUCCAGUAGUGGUUACUGUGGGACUACAACUCAUUCAGCUUAUCAGCGUGGAUGAAGUUAAUCAGAUUGUCAGCAGUAAUGUACGGCUAAAGCAGCAAUGGAAGGAUGUGAAUCUGCAGUGGAAUCCUGAUGACUAUGGUGGCAUCAGGAAGAUCAGAAUUCCCUCCACCGACAUCUGGAAGCCUGAUUUAGUGCUUUAUAACAAUGCUGAUGGAGACUUUGCAAUCGUCCACGAGACAAAGGUCUUGUUGGAGCACACGGGUAUGAUAACAUGGACUCCCCCAGCAAUCUUUAAGAGCUACUGUGAGAUCGUGGUCCUUCACUUCCCCUUCGACCUGCAGAACUGCAGCAUGAAACUCGGAACGUGGACCUAUGAUGGCAACCUUGUCAUCAUCAACCCAGACAACGACAGACCAGACCUUAGUAAUUUCAUGGAGAGCGGGGAGUGGGUGAUGAAGGAUUACAGGAACUGGAAACACUGGGUGUAUUACGCUUGCUGUCCAGAUACGCCCUACCUCGACAUCACUUAUCACUUCCUCCUGCUCCGCCUCCCACUCUACUUCAUCGUAAACGUCAUCAUCCCCUGCAUGCUGUUCUCCUUCCUCACUGGGCUUGUGUUCUACCUGCCCACAGACUCUGGUGAGAAGAUGACCCUGAGCAUCUCUGUCCUGCUCUCUCUGACUGUGUUCCUGCUGGUGAUUGUCGAGUUGAUCCCCUCCACCUCCAGUGCUGUUCCACUCAUCGGCAAAUACAUGCUCUUCACCAUGAUCUUUGUCAUCGCUUCUAUCAUCAUCACUGUGAUUGUCAUCAACACACACCACCGCUCCCCCAGCACACACACCAUGCCUGCCUGGGUCCGCAAGAUCUUCAUAGACACCAUUCCAAACCUGAUGUUUUUCUCCACCAUGAAGCGACCAUCCCAGGAACGACAGGAAAAGCGUCUCUUUCCUGCCGAUUUUGACAUCUCUGACAUUUCAGGGAAACCCAUGCCAGCCUCUGUCACUUACCACUCUCCCAUAACCAAAAAUCCUGAUGUACGCAGUGCCAUCGAGGGUGUUAAAUACAUCGCAGACACCAUGAAAAGCGACGAGGAGUCCAACAAUGCCGCAGAGGAAUGGAAGUUUGUUGCUAUGGUCCUGGAUCACAUUCUUCUAUGCGUGUUCAUGGCGGUGUGUAUUAUUGGCACUUUAGGGGUGUUUGCCGGACGCCUGAUCGAGCUCAGCAUGCUGUGAGAUGACUGAAGGCCCAACUGAAGCCAGGGACUGGAGUGCCUCGACUCUCUGCCGAGUUGUAGCAAAGAGUCUACUUGGAGCAGUGUUCUUAGACAACAACUGGAAAAUAAAACACACACCACUCGUUUCUCUUCAUUCAAAGUAUAUCUGUUAUUACAGUUGCUCCUUCCCUCAGAGUGUCAGUACACUGUAUCUUGACAGAAUUAAGCACAGAAGCAGAGAAACAUGAGAACAUUAUAUUUCAUUCUGUGUAUUAUAUAUGUUAGAUUUGUUUCCAAUGUUUGUAUUUUUCUUGGUUUGUGUUUUCUGUGGUAACCAAUGUACUUGAAUGGCUUGAUAUUUAAACAGAGAAAAGAAUGAAUAAACUGUUUUUGAGUGUA